Colletotrichum spaethianum is the source of this 1569-nucleotide messenger RNA. RefSeq lists its product as uncharacterized. Lineage: Eukaryota; Fungi; Ascomycota; Sordariomycetes; Glomerellales; Glomerellaceae. The coding region runs from base 1 to 1569 and encodes 522 amino acids. The record is from RefSeq and is a predicted model, not a curated record. The transcript has 2 exons.
AUGCGCGGCCUCUACACGGGACUGGGCGCCAUUGCCCUGGCGUCCGUCAAUGCUUGGGAAUAUCCCUUUUGUGAACAUGAUGGGUGCUACCGCAACCUCAUCGACGAGCGUUUCGCAGAGGAGGCCAAGGGUUUCUGUGUUGAGUUCCUUCACAGAACCACCACUGCUGCCGCUGCUAUCCCGACGGACUUUAACAACUGCGCUGGAGAUGUCAAGGCUGUCUCCUCUGCCUGUUCCUGCAUCACCUACAGCUUGAGCACAACGGUUCCUCCUACCACCAGCACCUCGGCCCCGUGGACUACCAGCACUCCCGCUCCCCCGACCACCGUCAGUACUACUGAGGCCACCAAGACUACUUGGUCUUCCAGUGAGGUCGUCUCUACGAGCACAUCGUCCACCUGGGUCAGCAGCACCAAGGCUCACAGCACAUCCACCUCGUCUGAGGACUGCACGACUUCGUCCACGGCUGUCAGCUCGACCAAGGAGCAUAGCACCUCCACCUCCUCCGAAGACUGCACUACCUCUUCUACCGCUGUCAGCAGCACCAAAGUCCACAGCACGACUACGGAGGACUGCACCACCGAGACGACCGUGAGCACCAAGAGCCACCACUCACACUCCAGCAAGCCUACGACUCACGUCCCUCCUCCCCCUUCUACCACCACUGAGGAUUGCACCACCGAGACUGCCGUCAGUAGCACCAAGGGAGAGAGCACGACUAAGACCUGGGCCCCUCCUCCUCCUCCCACUACCACCCCCUAUGCCAACACGACGAGUGAGAAGCCUCCUCACACCAAGACGAGCACCACCAAGCUGACUACGUCCACCGUCUACACCACGACCGUUGAGACCGUGACGAGAUGCCCUCCUAGCGUCACAAAUUGCCCUCACACUCCUGUCACCACCACCAAGACCAUCGCUGUCUCAACGACUAUUUGUCCCGUCACAGAGGAGUCCACCCACCCUGCUCCUCCCCCAACGACCUGGACGACUUCCACAGUUUACACCACCAAGGUUCACACCAUCACCAGGUGCCCUCCCGACACCCCUAACUGUCCCGAAGGUCCUCACACCACCACCGAGACCGUUCCUGUGUCCACCACCAUCUGCCCUGUUACCGAGAGCGUGCCUCACACUUUCACCACUGUGCACCCCGUGCCCAGCAGCCCACCUCCUCCGCCGCCUGCUGGCACUCCCCCUGCCGGAACUCCUCCUGCUCCUCCAGCCAGCACCCACCCAGCGCCUCCUGCCGGAACUCCUCCUGCUCCCCCGGCCAGCACCCACCCAGCGCCUCCUGCCGGUACUCCCCCGGCUGGUACUCCUCCCGCUCCGCCGGCUAGCACCUACCCUGCUCCGCCCGCCGGUACCCCUCCCGCCGGUACCCCCGUGCCCCCUCCGGCUGGUACUCCUUCUGCUCCUCCUGCCGGCACUCCUCCCGCUGCCACCACGCCCGUCGCCUCGCCUAGCAAGACCACUACUGGUCCAGUCCAGGUCACCAAUGCUGCUGAUCGUCUUGGCUCCGGCAUCCUGGCCGCAGCCGCCGGUGUCGUGGUUGCUGCUCUGCUCUGA